AUGUCCUCUGCCCCACCAACAGCCACAACUGCCCCUCAAACAUGGACGCGGCCGAACAGCGAAUUUUUCAUCUCAAAUAACCCAUCUCUGCUGUCAGUCCAGGCAGUCAAUGAAGCCUUUGGACGGGAAUUCCUCUACUGGGGCAAACCCUUCCCCGAAGACGUUAUGCACCAGAUGCUCCACGGCUCCAUGAGUUUCGGCGUCUACAAAUCCGUCCAACCCCAGUCUGAGGGUGAGCCAUUCUCUCCCACUGCAGAGAAUACCGAGCAGAUCGGCCUUGCUCGAAUGGUCACAGAUGACACUACGUUUGGAUAUCUUUCAGACGUAUACGUGCUUCCAGAAUAUCAGGGCCAUGGACUCGGGAAGUGGCUUAUGAGCUGCGUCUCGGAAGUGUUUUCUAAAGAGAACAUGCCCUAUCUUCGCCGCAUUAUGCUUCUUACUGGUGACAAGCGGAUGCAAGAUUGGUAUACCAAGAUCUUUGGCAUGGAGGUUAUUGCACACGAGCGUCGGCCGGAUAUAGGGCAGGACUUGGUCUUUAUGUGUGCUCGGCCGAAUGCAAAGUCUUGA
Penicillium daleae is the source of this 567-nucleotide messenger RNA. RefSeq names its product GNAT family N-acetyltransferase. NCBI's taxonomy places the organism in Eukaryota, Fungi, Ascomycota, Eurotiomycetes, Eurotiales, Aspergillaceae. Gene Ontology annotation, molecular function: acyltransferase activity, transferring groups other than amino-acyl groups. The transcript has a single exon. Bases 1 to 567 code for a protein of 188 amino acids. The record is from RefSeq and is a predicted model, not a curated record.